AAGACCUGGAGUUUUCAAAUGCAGAGCAAGUAGUAAUAGCGUGUGAGAGAAGCGCAACUCGGCAGCUCGUCAAAUGGACGAUGAAGGCGAGGUACUUUCCGCUUCAGAGCCAAGCGAGUCCAGCGACGAAUCCAUCAUCGAGACCGACAAUGAAGGAGAGGACGACGAAGAAGAUGACCGUGGAGCUGAGACAUCCAAUCACCGCUCCAGUUCGAAAGAUCUAAAGUCCGAAAAUGUGGCCGCUCUAGUCAGGGGAUACCUUCAAGUAAGAAGACAAUCCAUACUUCCACGAGUCUACUCAGUGAGUGAUGCGGCUGUCAACAUUAGAAAGCCAUUUAAACCUCCCAGCUCAAAUGGUUAUAGCAGUAACAAAGAAGAUCUUGCAAGGCGUCUCUGGGCUAGGAAAAAGUUUGUGCCUUGGGGGUCCACUAGGCCCGCUUUGGUUGCAAUCACAAACAGAGUAAAUUCCCUUGAGCCUGAUGAUAAAGAUGUGGUUGAAGAAGAGGUAUGUCUGCCACCACAUGUUGAACCAUUGGUGUUGUGGCAGUCUGAAGAAAUUGGAGAGGAAUGCUAUUCUUCAAAACCUAUCGCAGUGGAACCAUUACUUGUUAAGUUCCUUCGGCCUCAUCAAAGAGAAGGUGUCCAAUUCAUGUUUGACUGUGUCUCAGGACUUUUGAGCACUUCCAACAUUAAUGGAUGCAUUUUAGCUGAUGAUAUGGGUCUAGGGAAGACAUUGCAGUCGAUCACAUUGCUUUACACUCUACUCCGUCAAGGUUUUGAUGGAAAAGCUAUGGUGAGGAAAGCAAUAAUUGUGACCCCAACCAGUCUUGUCUCUAAUUGGGAGGCUGAAAUAAAGAAAUGGGUUGGAGAAAGAGUUAACCUUGUUGCUUUGAGUGAAAGUACCCGAGAUGAUGUUAUUUCGGGCAUACACAGUUUUACUAGUCCCCGUAGCAAUUUACAAGUAUUAAUUGUUUCCUAUGAGACAUUUCGGAUGCAUACUUCAAAGUUUAGUAAUGAUAGUUCAUGCGACCUCCUCAUAUGUGAUGAAGCUCACAGAUUAAAAAAUGAUCAGACAUUGACUAAUCGAGCAUUGGCUUCAUUAUCAUGCAAACGGCGCAUUUUAUUGUCAGGGACUCCAAUGCAAAAUGAUCUAGAGGAGUUUUAUUCAAUGGUAAAUUUUACUAAUCCUGGAGUCUUGGGCGAUGCUGCAUACUUUCGGCGUUACUAUGAGAUGCCCAUUGUUUGCGGUAGAGAACCCUCUGCUACUGAAGAAGAAAAAAGACUAAGUACUGAACGUUCUACAGAGCUAAGUACAAAAGUUAACCAGUUUAUAUUGCGGAGGACAAAUGCGCUUUUGUCAAAUCACUUACCGCCAAAGAUAAUUGAAGUUGUCUGCUGCAAGUUGACACCUUUGCAAGCAAAACUUUACAGCCAUUUUAUACAUUCUAAAAAUGUUAAACGAGCAAUUACAGAAGAAACAAAACGAUCAAAAAUCUUAGCUUACAUUACUGCCUUAAAGAAGCUCUGCAAUCACCCAAAGCUAAUAUAUGACACGAUAAAGAGUGGGAAGCCAGGGACCAUGGGAUUUGAAGAUUGUAUCAGCUUAUUCCCCCAAGAAAUGUUCUCUGGAAGAUCCGGUUCAUGGACUGGGGGAGAUGGUCUUUGGGUUGAACUAUCUGGGAAAAUGCACGUGUUAGCUCGGUUAUUGGCUCAACUUCGCCACUCAACUGAUGAUAGAAUUGUUCUUGUCUCAAACUACACUCAGACAUUGGACCUUUUUGCUCAACUCUGUCGCGAAAGAAGAUAUCCCUUCGUGAGACUUGAUGGAACUACUUCGAUUACCAAAAGACAAAAGUUAGUAAAUGAGUUUAACGACCCAUUAAAGGAUGGAUUUGCAUUUCUCCUUAGUAGCAAGGCAGGAGGUUGUGGUCUGAAUCUGAUUGGUGGAAAUCGUCUAGUGUUAUUUGAUCCAGACUGGAAUCCUGCAAAUGACAAACAGGCUGCAGCAAGAGUGUGGAGAGAUGGGCAGAGAAAGAGGGUUUAUGUCUAUCGGUUUUUGAGUAGUGGAACUAUUGAAGAAAAGAUUUACCAGCGUCAAAUUUCAAAAGAGGGCCUUCAGCAAGUUAUUCAGCAGGAGCAAGCAGAUUCUGAGAUUCAGGGAAACCUCCUUUCAACUGAAGAUCUUAGGGACUUGUUCACUUUUCACGACAGUGUGAGGUCUGAAAUUCAUGAAAAGAUAAGUUGCACCCGUUGCGAAGAUAAUGAUGAUGUGGUGAUGAUAGAUAAUACUCAUGAAGCAAAGACCACAGAUAAACCCAUUCAGGAAGAGACCUCAGAUAAACCCAACCAGGAAGAGGACAUUGGGGGAUUUGCAGGUGUUGCCAGUGUCUUGAACAAGUUAAAAAGUUCAGAAAAGCAGAUUGGAACUCCCAAGGAAGAGGAUUUAGCUAGUUGGGGACAUCAUUUUUAUCCAGUGUCAGUUCCUGAUACCAUUCUUCAGUCUGCAGCUGGUGAUGAGGUUACCUUUGUGUUCACAUGUCAGAUUGACGGGAAGCUUGUGCCUGUGGAAUCCACAGCGAAGCCGAAGCCUGAAGUAGGGGGGCAGAUAAACAACUGCAGUUUGAAAAGGAAGACAACGCUACAGCAUAGACAAACAGUGGUUUCAUCUCCACGUCAAGCACUAUUACCUUUGAAACAAAGCUCAUUCCAGAAACCAAAAUUACAAGCAUCGCCAGAAACGCAUUCCAUUGGGGCUUCUUUUUCUUCUUCUAUGACUGGAAGCACAUUGUCUGCUUCUUUGCAUACUCAACUCACUGACUCUUCCAAACAACUAUCAAAAUCUAUGGAUCAUAGAGAAAAUGUCAAAUCAAAUAAUGUAAUCUCUCCCAAAUUUCAGUUACCUAAAAAAAGAACGUCUCCUGUUGUUUUGAACGAUGAUGAUUUUGUGUAGACUUCAUCUGCAGUAGUGCAGUUUGGUCAUAAAUUAUAAACACUGAUGAAUUGGUCAUUUAAAUCUCAUAGCUUAUAUCAAUGUGGAGAUUGUUGUUGAAAUUUGUAAGAAUGCCUUUAAAA
This is a messenger RNA of Cuscuta europaea, 3072 nucleotides long. The record is from the annotation of a GenBank genome assembly. NCBI's taxonomy places the organism in Eukaryota, Viridiplantae, Streptophyta, Magnoliopsida, Solanales, Convolvulaceae.